ACGGAGAAAGUGUUGAGUGAUAAUAUGAGUAUUGAUGAUAAGCCAUCGAUAAAGAUGAAGGAAAAAUUACGAGGGGUGUUAUCGCAGAUCAGAGGAUAUCGAGAACUGUGUACUUUGGUUGAGGCGAGAAGAUUGGAGAAGUACGAUAAGGAAAAUAUGCAUCACGAAAAGAGGCUGAUCAGAUUAUGGGACCUACUCAUGCCUAAUGAGAAACUUAAAAACAGGAAGACAAAACAAUGGCAGAAAAUUGGGUUUCAAAGUGACGAUCCCUCAACAGAUUUCCGUGGAAUGGGUAUUUUGUCAUUGGAACAGCUCUUAUUCUUUGCACAAUACGAUUUUGAUGAAGCUUCUUCCGUUCUUUCGCUUUCAAUGGACACUAAAUAUGAAUUCCCGAUGGCAAUCGCUGGAAUAACGUUCAGUUGGAUGUUGAGAGAUCUGCUCCAUAGAGGAUAUCUGAAAACUCAUUUCUAUAACAGUGUUGCGGGCGCGCCUUCACUCAACAAUUUUCAUCGAAUUUAUUGUAAACUCUUCAAAUUGUUUUCAAAAUAUUGGAAAUAUCGCGAGCCGUCAUCAAUGAUGGAUUUCAAUUCUGUGAAAGACGAUUUCGAGCAAAGAUUUAUCGAAAAGAUUACAUCAGAGGAUGUUAAUAUUCUUAAGAUUGAAUUUGAUGAUCUUAUCAGUUGA
This is a messenger RNA of Anisakis simplex (herring worm), 684 nucleotides long. NCBI's taxonomy places the organism in Eukaryota, Metazoa, Nematoda, Chromadorea, Rhabditida, Anisakidae. The record is from the annotation of a GenBank genome assembly.